AUGUUAAAACGCUACAGAUCAGACAUUUUCAGCGAUUUAACGCAUAGCUUUUCAAGUGUGGAAGUUUCGGANACAAAGAUCACAGCUGAACGAAUUUAUAAUCCUGUUACUGAAUUUCUUUAUCCAUAUUUAUAUACAAUAAUAAUUCGUCAUGGACCUAAAUUUGAAUGGACAAUUGAAAAACGUUAUAAACAUUUUCAUGAUCUUCAUAAAUCUCUUGUUCGUUAUGUUGAAACUGAAACUGGACAUUCGAUGAGUAGUUUAAAUAAAAGUCAUAUAUCAGAAACAACGAAAAAUAAUGAUGAUCAACCAGCUUUUCCAACUCGAAAUGAUCGAAUUGCUUUUAUUGAUCAAUAUUCAAUCGAAAUUCGUUGUAAAUCUUUACAAGAUUAUUUAAACAAAGUUUUAAAACAUCCUAAACUUCGUGAACAUAUAGCUGUGAGAGAAUUUCUUGAAGUAAGUCCAUUGUCAUUUGUACAUGGUUUGGGAACAAGUGUGAAAGAAGGUGCAAUAGCGAAACGUUCGAAUGAUGAUUUUCGCGGUCGUUCAAUAUUUCUUCGAAUGCCAUUUAUGUGUGAUAAAUGCAAAUUUCAUCAUGGACAAAAAUGGUUCGUUUUAAAAGAUUCAUAUUUUGUUUAUAUGAAUCCUGAUUCUGCAUUGAUUGGUUUCCCAAUGCUUAUUGAUCGAGGAUUUACACUUCAACAAGGUUUUCGAAAAACAGGAACAAAUAAUGGAAUUCGAAUAAAAAAUUUACAACGUUCAAUGAUCAUUAAAUUUGAAAAAGAAGACGAAAGAGACUUUUGGUUCGAUGCUUUGAAUAAAGUAAAGAAUAAAUGUCUUCUCUUCGAACAACAUCCAUUCAAUUCAUUUGCACCGAAAAGACAACAACAAUUUGCUCAAUGGUUUAUCAAUGGACAAUCUUAUAUGGAAGCGGUUGCAAAAGGAAUUUUAGCAGCAAAAGAAGAAAUUUUUAUUACUGAUUGGUGGUUAUCACCAGAAAUUAUGUUAAUUCGACCAUAUGGUGAUGAUUCAAUGAGAUUAGAUAAUCUUCUUGGAAAACGAGCGGAAGAAGGAAUUCGUGUUUAUGUUAUGGUUUUCAAAGAUAUUGUUCAAGUUGUUGGUUUAAAUAGUUUACAUACAAAAGCAAAAUUAAUUUCAAAAAGUCCAAAUAAAAAAAAUAUUAAAGUUAUUCGUCAUCCUGAUCAUCGUGUUUUACCAGGAACUGAAUCUUCGUUUCUUUAUUCACAUCAUGAAAAAACUCUGAUUAUUGAUCAAAAAGUCGCGUUUAUUGGAGGAAUUGAUCUUUGUUGGGGAAGAUGGGACACGGAUUCUCAUAGAUUAAUCGAUUUAAGUGAUGAAAAUAUUACCGAAUUGAAACUUCCAAGUGAAAUUGAUGAACAACCAGAAAUUGAAGAGAAACAACAGGAAUCCGCUGUUGAUACAACUGAAAAAAUGGCUGAAAAUGCAACAAAUACAAAAAUCGAUGAUUCAACAACACCAUUAAUCAAAACAAAUGAAAAAGAAUCUUCAUUCAAAUCAAAUGGAACAAAUUCAGUGAAACCAAAAGUGACUGAUUUUAAAAGUGAAUUAAACAAAAAUGAACGGAAAAUCUUGGCUGAAGAAGAAGCUGCACAAGAAGGAGAAGUUCCACAUGAGAAAAAAUGGAAGAAAAUCUUCAAACGACAUCGAAAAGCGUACGAUGAUGAUUCAUCGAAUGAAGAAGAAGAAAUGGAAGAAGAAGAAAUACGAAAAAGUGAACCGGGAGAUGAAAAACCAAAAACAAUCGUUGGUGUAACACCAGUUGUGGAUGAUAAAUGUCGAUUUUUUCUUGGAAAAGAUUAUGCAAAUUCAUAA
Messenger RNA from Adineta ricciae, 1854 nucleotides. Lineage: Eukaryota; Metazoa; Rotifera; Eurotatoria; Adinetida; Adinetidae. The record is from the annotation of a GenBank genome assembly.